AUGCGGUCUGCACCACAGAGGAGGUCUAUAAUACCAUGCUUGCGAACGUUCUCGACGACAGACGCGGCGCGCGACGGGGCGGCGACGACGACAAGUUCGACGACGAGCGGCGGCGGCAAUGGGGGAACAAGCGCGAGCAGGGCAGAUCGCGAGACUCACUUUGGCUUCAAGACAGUAACCGAGUCAGAGAAGACACAACGCGUGGCCGAGGUAUUCAGCAGCGUCGCCGAGACGUACGACCGUAUGAAUGACCUGAUGUCCUUUGGUUGGCACCGGAUAUGGAAAGAUCACUACGUCUCAACCCUCAACCCAGGCGCCCACCCGCCCAACACGCCUCCACCCCCCCAGCACAUCCUCGACAUAGCCGGCGGCACCGGCGACAUCGCCUUCCGCCACCUCGCUCACGCCCACAACCUCAACGCCAACCCCGACGUGCACGUGACCAUCUCCGACAUCAACCCUUCCAUGCUGGCCGUAGGCCGGCAGCGCUCCCUCGCCCUCCCAGCCUCCCAACAGGCCGCCCUCUCCUUCCUCGAGGCCAACGCCGAGGACCUCCGCUCCGCUGGCGUCCCCGAUGCUUCCGUCGACCUGUACACCGUCGCCUUCGGCAUCCGCAACUUCAGCAAUAUCCCCUUGGCUCUCGCCGAAGCCUACCGCGUCCUGAAGCCAGGCGGCGUUCUCGCCGUGCUUGAGUUCUCAAAGGUCGACAAGUACCCGCUCUUCAACGCCGUCUACAAGCGCUGGAGCUUCGGCGCCAUCCCCCUCAUCGGCCAGAUCGUCGCCGGCGACCGCGACAGCUACCAGUACCUGGUCGAGAGCAUCGAGCGCUUUCCCAGCCAGGAGGAAUUCCGCGACAUGAUCCUCGCCGCGGGCUUCGUCGUGGGUGGCGACGGCUGGGAGGACUUGACUGGUGGUGUGGCGGCCAUACAUCGAGGCAUGAAGCCUCUGGAUAAGUAAAGAGGAUGUGGACCACAUCCCCUGGAAAUUCAAAUAAAGAAAAUAGAAAGGUGAAAUGAAGAUAAAAAAGAAUCAAUGAGAUCACUCCGCC
Cryphonectria parasitica EP155 is the source of this 1048-nucleotide messenger RNA. Its product is annotated as ubiquinone/menaquinone. Lineage: Eukaryota; Fungi; Ascomycota; Sordariomycetes; Diaporthales; Cryphonectriaceae. Bases 1 to 957 code for a protein of 318 amino acids. The transcript is spliced from 2 exons. The record is from RefSeq and is a predicted model, not a curated record. Gene Ontology annotation, biological process: ubiquinone biosynthetic process. Gene Ontology annotation, molecular function: methyltransferase activity.